Messenger RNA from Homarus americanus (American lobster), 1450 nucleotides. RefSeq names its product zinc finger protein 513-like. Gene Ontology annotation, molecular function: RNA polymerase II transcription regulatory region sequence-specific DNA binding; DNA-binding transcription factor activity, RNA polymerase II-specific. The record is from RefSeq and is a predicted model, not a curated record. Gene Ontology annotation, cellular component: nucleus. Lineage: Eukaryota; Metazoa; Arthropoda; Malacostraca; Decapoda; Nephropidae. The transcript is spliced from 2 exons. Gene Ontology annotation, biological process: regulation of transcription by RNA polymerase II. The coding region runs from base 100 to 783 and encodes 227 amino acids.
UUGAGUGCAUGUUAUCAGAUGAUGCAUAAGUAUGCAUAAGUAUGCAGUCUUGAGUAAGAAGGACGUCCCCCACAGGUGGUGGUGACUCGUGAACAGAGGAUGUACCCUGGAGGAGCCACGCCACACUGGAAGGGCCUCACCCCCAUCAGGAAGAUGCAUCAGUGCCCCUACUGUCCUUAUGCCUCUGAUAUUACCACCAAUUUACAGAAACAUAUUACUGUCCAUACAGGCGAAAAACCUUUUGCUUGCCCUCACUGCUCCUACAAGUCUAACUCUAAUGAUCAUCUUAAGCGACAUAUGUUUACUCACACUGGUGAGAAGCCUCACGCCUGCACCCACUGUCCUUACCGCUCUACUCAUAAGAGUCGUGUCAAGACUCACAUGCUCACUCACCACUACAUGUUCUUGUCUUUACCUGAGAACAAUUACGGGCAUCCCCUACAGAUGAUGAGGGCGGAGUGUGGCGGUGGCGGGACUGGAGGGAGAGGAGCUCUAUGCACCAGCAACAACAUCACCGCCACCACCACCACCAAGGCAUUCCAGUGUAUCUACUGUGCUUAUACCACUUGUGUUAAAACCAAUCUCAAAAAUCACAUACGGACUCACACAAGAGAGACACCAUUUGCUUGUUCACUGUGUUCCUACUCGGCAACCACAAAACAAAGCUUGAUGUACCAUGUCCGUACACACACUGGGGAGAAGCCUCAUGCUUGUCCUCAUUGCUCCUACCGAUCCACACAGAAAGGCACAUUGAAAUCUCACAUGUUGACCCAUUUUAAGUGAGGCUGUUUACUUAAGGCAAGUAUGAACAGCUGUGUUCUGGUGAGUACUGGAAACAAGUAACCUGACUCAGUUGGGCAUUGGAAAACGUAUAUAGUUUUGAAUCCAGUAAUAGAAGUAGAAGCACGUUUACAGUACCGUAGUGACUAGACUGCACUCAUGGAGCGGCCAACUCACACUGGGUGAUGCCUUUAUCAAAAUUAUGACCUCGAUCUUUGACCUUUCAAACCCCAAAUGUGUAGUUAUUUUUGGAGCCAUUGUUCUGAAAAUAUUUAACAGGCAUGAACACUGUAGAACGCUCUGUUCUCAAGUUAUACUGCCGAUCAUAAAUUACUUUACAUUGAUACAAGGAGCACUGUCCUCCAAACUCAUGUCACCUAUCAACAUAAGUAAGAAGAGUAGCAGAGCACAUGUACAGUGUUGACAAGAGAAGUAGGAACCCAUGUUUAGUAGUGCGUAAGGAAAUGAUGAUGAGGAAGCCGAUAGAGGAUGGACACAGGAGGCCAGUACAGAAUUAACUCACAGUGGAUCAGUAGAAUAUAAAUACUGUACUGUACAUUAAAUCAGUUGAGUAUGGACUACACUGAGUCAGUUAAGUACGGACUACAAUUGAUUAGUAGAGUAUGAGUGCAACAGUAGAGUAUGAGUGUGCAACAGUAAAGUAUGAGUA